Messenger RNA from Benincasa hispida (wax gourd), 3049 nucleotides. RefSeq names its product aminopeptidase M1-like. The record is from RefSeq and is a predicted model, not a curated record. Gene Ontology annotation, molecular function: zinc ion binding; metalloaminopeptidase activity; peptide binding. Gene Ontology annotation, biological process: proteolysis; peptide catabolic process. Gene Ontology annotation, cellular component: membrane; cytoplasm. NCBI's taxonomy places the organism in Eukaryota, Viridiplantae, Streptophyta, Magnoliopsida, Cucurbitales, Cucurbitaceae.
ACACACUACUUCAAAACUUAUCUUCUUCUCUCACUGACAAACAAACAUUUUGAACUCUUGUUUCAGGGUUGUUAUGGAACAGAAGCAGAAGAUAUUACAUCAAUUCAAAUCCCAAUCCCGUCUCCCCAACUUCGCUAUUCCAAUCCGCUACGAUCUUCAUCUCAAAACCCAUCUCUCAGCCUGCACUUUCUCAGGAAUUGUACAGAUUACUCUCACCAUUCUUCACGAUACCAAGUUCAUCGUCUUGAAUGCUUUGGAGCUCGACGUUCAUGGAGUUUCCUACUCCAACUCCAACACCCAGAAAUAUAAGCCUUCCGAUGUUAUUCUGGAUGAGGAAGAUGAGAUACUUGUUUUGGUGUUUGAUGAUAUGCUUCGCGUUGGGGAAGGAAUUUUGGAGAUUGAGUUUUCUGCUCCUCUCAACAGCCAUUUAAAGGGAUUCUACAAAUGCACUUAUGUUGAUGGAGGUGUGAAGAAGAAUAUGGCAGUUACUCAGUUUGAAGCAGUGGACGCACGGCGGUGUUUUCCAUGUUGGGAUGAACCUGCCUUGAAGGCGAGCUUCAAAAUUACAUUAGAUGUACCAAAAGAGUUGAUGGCACUAUCCAACAUGCCUGUUUUGGAGGAAAAGGUCAAUGGGGACAUUAAGACUGUUUAUUUUGAGGAAUCUCCAUAUAUGUCAACCUAUGUGGUGGCUUUUGUGAUUGGUUUGUUUGAUUAUAUUGAAGAAACCACGGCAGAAGGGAUAAAGGUUCGUGUAUACUGUCCUUUGGGAAAGAGGGAGGAAGGGAGGUAUUCCCUAAAUCUUGCUAUCAAGGUCCUCGAUUAUUUUGCGAACAAUUUAUUGACAGAUUACUCGCCAUUCUCAAACUUAUCUCCACUUGAGAGGUACUUCUCAAUGAGUUAUCCGCUUCCUAAACUCGAUAUGGUUGCUGUUCCUGAAUUUUGUGGUGGGGCUAUGGAGAAUAAUGGUUUGAUCAUAUAUCGUGAAAACUUAAUGCUCUGUGAUGCCUUGCAUUCUAGUGCCGAAAACAAGCAAGUUCUCGGUAUAUGUGUGGCACAUGAAGUGGCACACCAUUGGUUCGGAAAUCUGGUCACUAUGGCUUGGUGGAGUGAUUUAUGGCUGAACGAGGGGUUUGCUACAUGGGUAAGCUAUAUGGCAAUUGAUACAUUGUUUCCUGAAUGGAAAAUGUGGACACAAUUUCUCCAACAGACUGCUAGCGGCCUAGUUAUUGAUGCAUUGGAAGAAUCUCAUCCAAUUGAAAUGGAGAUACACCCUGCUCGUUCAAUUGAUGACAAAUUUGAUGCUAUAAGCUAUAAGAAAGGAUCUACGAUAAUUCGGAUGUUACAGAUAUACCUUGGAGAUGACAAAUUUCAAAAAGCUCUGAGUGAGUACAUAGAGAGAUACGCUUGGAAAAAUGCAAAAACGGAUGAUUUAUGGGCUGUCAUUUCCGAGGAAUCUGGUACCCAAAUAAACUCAAUGAUGAACACCUGGACAAAACAGAUGGGAUAUCCUGUUAUCUCUGUGAAGUCCAGAGAUAAUACAGUGGAAUUUGAGCAGUCACAUUUCUUGUUGUCUGGUCAGCAUUCUGAUAGCCAAUGGAUCAUCCCAAUCACCUUGUCAGUUGGUUCAUACAACAAACAGAAGAACUUCCUUCUGGAAACAAAGUUUCAUGAGGUCGAUAUAUCAAAAGAUUUUGCUGGUGCUAAUACCACUACAACCACUGAAACAAUACCAAACUUAGAGGAUGGAAAUUUUUGGAUCAAAGUUAACAUAAGCCAGAGUGGUUUUUAUAGGGUAAAAUAUGAUGAUAAGCUUGCAUCUCAAUUGAGGAAGGCAAUAGAAAACAACGUACUGUCAGAAACAGAUAAAUUUGGCAUCUUAGAUGAUGCAUAUGCACUUUGUCAGGCUGGUCAACAAUCAUUAUCAUCCGUGCUUUCGUUAAUUGAUGUGUACAGGAAAGAGCUCGACUGCAUUGUGACUUCAAGGCUCAUUCAUGUCUGUAAUGCCAUCGUAAACAUUGCAACUGAAGCCAUUCCUGAUUUAGUUUUUGAACUGAAGCAAUUUUUCAUCAAUGUCCUCCAGUUCCCUGCCACUAUUUGCUGCAGAAAAUUAGGUUGGGAACCAAUACCUGAUGAGGACCAUUCCAGUGCUAUACUGAGAGGAAGACUUUACCGGGCGCUAGCCUCAUUUGAUGAUGAUAAAACUCACGAGGAAGCAAUGCAAUGUUUUCAAGCUUAUAUGAGAGAUAGAAAGACCACUCUUCUUUCAGCUGACACGAAGAUGGCUGCUUAUUUGGCUGUGAUAAGGAAAGCCACCGUUUCAAAUAGGUAUGGAUUUGAAUCCAUUUUGCAACUCUACAGAGAAGCUGAUGCUGCUGAAGAUAGAGAAGAUAUUUUGCGAAUUUUAUCUGCUUGUCCAGACCCAGAUUUACUUGUGGAAGCACUGGACUUUUUAGUGUCCGAUGAGGUUCGAGAGCAAGACAUUGUCUAUGGGCUUGCGGGAAUAAGCUUUCAGGGUCGUCACAGAGCAUGGAAAUGGUUUAAGGAGAAUUGGGACCCCAUCUUUAACAAAUAUGGAGCUAAUUUUUUGUUAACUAACUUCGUCCGUGACCUCAUCACUCCGUUUUGCAGCAAUGAGGAAGCAGACGAAAUAGAAGCGUUUUUCGCUACUCACCCACACGAAAAGGUUGCUAUGGAUCUAAAGCAAAGCCUGGAGCAAGUACGCAUCAAGGCGAGGUGGGUUGAGUUCAUUAAGCAAGAUCAUUCUCUACCUGAUCUCAUUAACAAACUUGCUGCCAAAGGUUAAUCUUGAACAAUCUACUCACUCUUCAGUUCAUUACUCAUCUAAAAAUUAAACUAAAGGAGUUAAAUAUUCAUACGAACUUAUCGAAUAUAUAGGAUCAUGGACUGAAAUUUAAGUUGUGGAAGUAUUGGAAUGUUGACUUGUAAAUAGAAAUAAAAGAACCGUCAACUGUAUGAUUCAUAAAGUAUCUCUCUGGUAAUAGUUUGAUUGAUAUAUUUUAUAGGUAAAAGUUUUCAUUUUAGUUUUUAA